AUGACUGAUCUCAAUACCAAGGUCGACAUGAAGGAUGAGACAGUCGCUCAAUACUUUGAAAAUUCGGAGGACACGCAGGGUGAAGUCCUGGAGACAAGAUACGCUGGUGAGAACUCGAUUACAAGUCUGAUCAACGGGCUAAAUACUGAUUCUCCUCAGNGUCUCGGGCGAUGGAUUACUGUCAAGACCUUUUGGAAGGCCAUGCUCUUCUGUAUGGUCCUGAAUUGGGCAGCCCUCAAUGAUGGCGUGAGUAACCUCAACAAGCUCCGAAUAUCGAUACUGACAUCCUUCGCAGNNUUCCAGCAGCAAGUCCCCGGCAAUGUCAUCCCGAUGCAAGCAUUCAUCAAUCAGAUGCACGAUACCACGAUCGAUGGCAAGCCAGCAGUCAGCGCCAAAACUGUCUCGUAUUGGCAGGGAUUCGCAGAAAUGUCCAAGACCGUGGGCAUGUUUGCUGGAGGAUGGUUCGCCGAUCGAUUUGGCAGAAAGAAAGCAAUGAUUGGUGCCAUUGUCAUCCUGCUUGGUGGGUCGAUCACUGAGAUUACUGCCUUCAGUUGGCAAAGUUGGCUCGGUGCAGCAGUCCUGGUCCGUCUGGGCGUUGGACUUGCGCAGUCGAUCCUCAUCACAUACAUCUCCGAGAUUGCUCCCUUCCAGAUUCGUGGCUUCAUGAUCGGUGCUUACCAACUCUGCCUCGGAUUUGGGCAGCUCAUCGCAGCCAUCGCGACUCAGCUGGUUGUCGAGCACCAGCCCAACAAGUGGAAGCCAUUGAUUGCUACUGAGUUCGCAUUCACUGCCGUAAGUACACAUUCUGAUAGACUUGUUAGCUCAAGACCACAUGCUGAACACUCUUCAAGGNUACUCGUCAUCUUUAUCUGGUUUGUUCCCGAGUCUCACAUCUACCAUUCUCGCAAAGGCCAGCAUGAACAGGCGAAACGCUCAAUGCUCAACCUCUAUGGCAACAUCCCUGGAUACGAUGUGGAACACGAAUAUCGAGUCAUUCAACACGGUAUCGAAGCUGAAUUGGAGCUGGCUUCGGCGUCACGCAGCUCGUCCUUCUUCGAGAUCUUCAACGGCCAGAAUUGGCGGAGAACACUUGCUGGUUGUCUCGGUAUCUGCAGUCAGUGGGCUGCUGGCGCGCCUAUCGUCUUCUCCUAUUCGACANNUACUUCUUCAAAGUCGCCGGACUUGCAGACCCUUUCCUCGUCACCAUCAUCACGUUCGUUCUUGCCUCAGACCACUGUUGAGUCCAGUCCUAACGUCACCCAGAUNUCGUGCUUCUUAUCAUCUCAAUCUCUGCAUCGCUGGUUGCAUGCGAGCAUAUCGGACGUCGACCUCUGCUUGUUGGUGNGCUGUUUCAUGAUGUGUGUCUUCAACAUCUGUCUUGGUACAACCGCCUUCUUCAAGACUGUUGGAGCAGAAAAAGCAGCUCUUGGCUUCUUGUUGCUGUGGGUCAUCUGCUAUGGAGCUUCGGCUGGGCCCAUUGGCUUCGUUGCCGCUGGAGAAACCUCGACGCCUCGUCUCAGAGCUCAGACCACUUCCUUCAACCUAGGAUGCUACGGUCUCGGCUUUCCUGAUGCUGCCAAUCUAGGUAUCAAGGCAGUAUACGUAUGGGCCGGACUCCUUGUACCCUUCACCAUCCUUCUCUGGCUCUACUAUCCCGAGACUUAUGGUCGUACCUAUUGGGAACUCGACGAACUCUACGAGCGCAAGAUCCCUGCUUGGAAGUUCAAGAAUACUCCGACCACAUCCGACCAGAGUGGAAACAAGAACGCGGCUCUCAUGUCGGAGCGGGCGAAGCAGGAGGCCAAGACGGUCGCCUGA
Messenger RNA from Aureobasidium vineae, 1818 nucleotides. The record is from the annotation of a GenBank genome assembly. NCBI's taxonomy places the organism in Eukaryota, Fungi, Ascomycota, Dothideomycetes, Dothideales, Saccotheciaceae.